This is a messenger RNA of Cajanus cajan (pigeon pea), 477 nucleotides long. The record is from RefSeq and is a predicted model, not a curated record. Lineage: Eukaryota; Viridiplantae; Streptophyta; Magnoliopsida; Fabales; Fabaceae.
AUGCUUGUUGGAGAAGCCGAGCAUUGGUGGAGGGGUACCCAUCAUAUGCUGACUACCAGAGGGGUGGUUAUGGACUGGGAGUGCUUCAGAAGGAUGUUCUUGGAAAAGUAUUUCCCUGAGUGUGUGAGACAUGCCAAGGAAGUUGAGUUCAUGCGCUUACACCAAGGAGGGAUGACUGUUUCUGAAUAUGCGCUGAAAUUCGAGCACCUAGCUCGUUUUUAUUCGCAAGCCAUAGCUGAGGCUUGGAAGUGUCGGAAGUUUGCUGAGGGUCUGAAAUAUGAUUUGAAGAGGGUGGUGGUGCCUAUGGCCAUCACGGAGUUUCCAGCCUUAGUGGAGAAGGCAAAGGUUGUUGAGCGAUUGGAAGGUGGUAACCGCGGGGUGAAGACUGUUGAAGGGCCAUCCGGGUCCAAGAAAGGAGGGAACCAAAGGAAGUCGCCACAAUGGGCAUUUUACCACAACACAUUGCCUUCUGAGUGA